AUGGCGGACCCCCGCAGCCAUUUGACCAAUAGUCAGGAAGAAGAUCAUUUAAGUCCACACGAGUUUGUACAGCGACAGAUGGAAAAAAUGCGCAGUUUAGACGAGAGUGAGAGUGCAUCGAUCCUUGAGUCGGCACCGUCGCAUCGUAGCAGUAAUCACAGCGGGACCAGUGAAGUUACUGCGAAUAGGACGGUAUAUGAGAAGCUGCAGGCUUUGGUUUUGGCCGAACAUAUUAAAUCAGACGAACCAUCAAAUUCUGGAGGUCCUUUUAAAACCGAUGAAGACGACGAAGACGACGAUGAUACAUAUGAAAUCUCAUGGGAUGGAGGACCUUUGGGUCUUUUAUUCAAAGCAAAUGCUAAUGGAGAACCGGUUAUUCGACGGGUUAAUAAGAAAGGAGCAGCUACAGGAUUGCAAUAUGCUCGAGCAGGAGAUGUAUUGCUUGCAUUGAAUGGUGUGAGUGUAUCAGCUACACCAUUUAGUGAAGUGAUUGAACGACUCAAGACUCCGGAAUUUCCUGUGAAGUUGGAUUUCAGACCUUUAAAAUUAAGUGAUUUGGCAUCUGCUGCAUCGGAAGCGACGACCAAGUGGGGACUGCCACGUACAGGCUCUUCGAUUCAUAGUAGUGACGCGACGUCAGUAUUUUGUGGUUCACCAGUGUCGUCAAAUGCGACAGUGGAUCUACGUAGCCAUCGAGGAGGAGGAUGGCGAGAUACGUCAUCUACAUAUAUACCAGAAGCUCCAACUGAUGAGCCGACAAAUGUCGAGUACGAUGUGGUGUGGAAUGAAGGUCCACUCGGGUGUGAAUUGAAACAGCGAAAUGGGUUACCUACAGUCAAGUCAGUAACGGGUACGGGAGUGACGCCGUCUGUGGCACAGAUUGCAAUGGGAGACAUCCUCGUUAGUAUUAAUGGGUUACGGACAGAGGAAAUUGGGUUUCGAAGCACAGUGACGCUUAUGAUGCGAGCGACAAAGCCAGUUUAUCUGCGGUUUCACCGGGGUGGUGCACGUCAGACCGGAAGUAGCUUUAGUGACCUACCACCAAGUUAUAGAGGGCCACAGAACAAUAGAGGAUCGAUGCAGGAUGCUCUUGGAUCAGGCGGAGAAGUAGCUGCGUUGGAUUCGAAGCAGUAUACGGUAUUAUGGCGUGACGGCCCAUUAGGUAUCCAGAUUCGCACCUCUAGCAAAGGUUACGUGGUCGUGGCACGGCUCACAGGUGCAGGCGCCCCUAACGUUAACGAUACGGUGAAGCCAGGUGACAUUUUUUUACGCGUGGCCGGAGUCGAUGUUGAUGCAUUAGGCAUUGCUGGCGCUUUUGAACUACUAAAAACGGUACAAAAACCUGUCGUGCUUGUUUUUCGGCGGCGCGGGCGUGGCCAAUCUCGCUUGACCUCGCGCAGUAGGCAUUCUGGUCUACCUUCGCCAGCACCAGCACCAGCACCUUUGCCAUCGUCUUCAGCAGUACCUUCGUUUCGGCAAUUGCGCGAAGACCAAGCGGCAGCCGCUGGAACAGCGGGCCAUUCGCCCAUUGUUCAGACAAACGGCGGUGGUUUUAGCCCAGCACUGCAAAGCAACAGCCACGAGGGAUCAGUGAAGCAGUUUGGGGGCGCAAACUCGCAUGAAGUAGAGAACUACGCAGCGUCCGAAGAUUGUACUAGCCAACAGAGCUACGAUUAUCUUAGGGAUUCGCCGCGUUCGAAUGCGUCUCACCAGCAUCCUGGCUUCGUUAAUGUUGAUGAUGUCGCCCCGGACGAUGGCCUACCGAACUCUUCGCAUGUACCGCUUCCGCCGCCUUUCCCAGGCACAAACUUUCCUGAAACAAGAAACGUUGACGAUGAUGAUUAUCCAGAGGAAGAUAGUUUUCCGCCAGAGAUGUCUCAGGAUGAGAGCCCGUCACUUGCGGGAUUGCCUCCACCUCCAUCUUACAUGGACGUAUUUACGGCUUCAGGACGGGCAAAAGACGAUGACGCAGAGGCGCCUUCGUCUUCUUACGGAUACUAUGCUGGCCAGUUAGAACGUCCUCCACCUUUCGAAGCCCACAGCAUCGAACCGCUGCCUCUUCUUCCUCAGCAUACAGCAGCCCCAUUGCCUCCGACUGAAGAAACCCCUUCUUUAGUUGGCCAGCCAAGCCGGCUACAGGAGCUUCGGCGCCAGUACAUUGAGUCAGAGCGGCAACGUAACUUGCUGCAGAAUGGGCACGAUACGAUGGUAAGCACUUACUCGGAUAUCGAUGACUCUGGGCUAGUGGUGCGCCAUCAACCCUCCUAUGCCAACGGCUCAGCGCCAGCUAGUACACCGUCUCCUCAGCUACCGUUACCGGAGCUGUGGGUACGCUGGAGUGAUGGUCCACUUGGUAUCACAUUCAAGCGUAAGAAUGGGCAGAUUGUGGUGUCACGACUAACUGGCUCGGGUUAUUCAUCGGGACUGACACAAUUACGACCUGGUGACUGGCUGGUGUCAUUCAACAAUCAAUCCACGCGCAACUUGCGGCUUGGCGAAACGAUGGAACUACUGAAACGCUUGCCGAAGCCUGUGGAUAUGUGCUUUAUCGUUCAGUAA
This is a messenger RNA of Peronospora farinosa, 2559 nucleotides long. NCBI's taxonomy places the organism in Eukaryota, Oomycota, Peronosporomycetes, Peronosporales, Peronosporaceae. The record is from the annotation of a GenBank genome assembly.